This is a messenger RNA of Symbiodinium pilosum, 6861 nucleotides long. The record is from the annotation of a GenBank genome assembly. NCBI's taxonomy places the organism in Eukaryota, Dinophyceae, Suessiales, Symbiodiniaceae.
AUGCUUGGAAAAUGCCAGGCCCUUCCGGAGUCCUACUCGCAGGCCAUCCUCCAGAACAAGUACGGCUGGUCCCUGCAGCAAGACUCCGUGUAUGCCUUCACAGCAUGCGGCCGUGAAGGGGAGCCUGCCAUCUCCUUCAUCAAAUUCCCCGAGUAUGUGAAAUUCACAUUGGCCCUCAUCAUGCACAAGUACAGUGUUAGCCCUAAAGUCCUCGACUGCAAGAUGGCGCUGAAGCCCCAGGAGCUUGAUCACAGCAAGCGAAAGACAAAGAUCGUCGCUAGCCUGGGACCUGCCUCUUGGAGCGAGGAGAUGAUCCCAAAAAUGAUCGAAGCCGGCACAGAUAUUUUUCGCUUGAACUGCUCCCACCGCCGUGGUGGAGACUUCGAACGAGUCUAUCCGCUCAUUAGGAAGUACGCCAGGAUGCUUGGCCGGCGCGUGGAGGUUCUGGGGGACCUGCAGGGGCCCAAGUUCCGCGUGGGCGAGCUGGCUGGGGAGCCUAUUCCUCUGGUGGAUGGCGAGAUUGUUGAGUUCGGCAUCUGCAAGGAUGACACUGAUCUCAUCAAGCCUGGCCGCAUCACCAUGAAGCCAACCACGGAACAGCUGGCGUUGGUCAAAGCAUGCAAAGUUGGCAUCGACCUGCUCAUUGAGGAUGGCAUCAUGAAGGUCAACGUUGUGGAGAAGAUUUCUGACACGGAGCUGAAGGUGAAGGUCGUCCGCGGUGGGAAGCUGAAGGCGCGCAAGGGCGUUAACGUGCCAGACUGCGAGAUCGACUGCGCCGCCCUCACGGAGAAGGACAUAGAGGAUGCUGAGUAUCUGCUUCAGCUGGAGCCUCCGGUCGAGUACAUCUGCGUAUCCUUCGCCCAGAAGGGCCAGGAUCUGCAGGAACUUGUUGACAUCAUGGAUCGACUGAAGAUUCCAGCGGAGAAGCGACCGAAAAUUUGCCCGAAGAUUGAGAAGCCGCAAGCCCUUACCAACAUCGAGGGGAUCAUUGAGAAGUCACAGGCACUGAUGGUUGCCAGGGGCGACUUGGGCGUGGAGCUGGAGCUUGAGCGAGUCCCCUUCGCUCAGAAGCUGCUCAUCGCCCGUGCCAAGAAGGCUGGCCUCUUCGUUAUCAACGCCACUCAGAUGGUGGAAAGCAUGAUUGAGAAUCCGGUGCCAACCCGCGCGGAAGUUAGCGACUUGCAAAACGCAGUGUUCGACGGUUGCGACGCUGUGAUGCUCUCUGGCGAAGCCGCCAGUGGGAAGUUCCCCUGUGAGUCCGUGAAAGCGGAGGCUGAUGCUGCGCUCGAAGCGGAGACAGUCCGCGACCUCCUGAGACCACAGGUCCUGGAUGGGGCUGUCGUGGACCAAGCCAACAAGCCUCGGGAGUUGGAUGACAGCAAAAGGACGACAAAAGUUGUGGCAUCCCUGGGACCUGCAUCUUGGAGUGAGGAGAUGAUCCCCAAGAUGAUCGAAGCUGGAACGAACAUCUUCCGCUUGAAUUGCUCGCAUCGUCGUGGUGGCGACUUCGAGCGCGUCUACCCGCUCAUCCGCAAAUAUGCCAAGGAGAUGGGGAAGACUGUGGAAUGCCUUGGUGACCUCCAGGGGCCCAAGUUCCGUGUGGGCGAGUUGGCAGGCGAGCCUGUGGAGCUGAAGAACGGCGAUGUCCUGGAGUUCGGUAUCUCCAAGGACGACAAUGACAACAUCCGGCCUGGACGCAUCACCAUGAAGCCCACCACAGAGCAGACUGCCCUCGUGAAGGCCUGCAAAGCUGGCACCCCUUUGUUGCUCGAGGACGGAAUCAUGGAAGUCAAGGUCAUUGAGAAGUGCUCCGAGAGUGAGCUCAGGGUUGAAGUCACUCGAGGUGGUAAGCUCAAGGCCCGGAAGGGUGUGAACGUCCCGGAUGUGGAGAUUGAUUGCGCGGCGCUGACAGCAAAGGACAUCGAGGAUGCGGAGUUCCUCCUUCAGCUGGACCCUCCAAUCGAGUACAUCUGCGUGUCGUUUGCCCAGAAGGGCCAAGACUUGCAGGAGCUCAUUGACAUCAUGGACCGGCUCAAUGUUCCUGCAGAGAAGCGGCCAAAGAUUUGCCCAAAGAUUGAGAAGCCACAGGCCUUCACCAACAUCGAGGGCAUCAUUGCCAAGAGUCAGGCCUUGAUGGUUGCCCGCGGUGACCUGGGCGUGGAGCUGGGACUCUGCAGAGUGCCCUUCGCUCAGAAACUGCUGAUCCAGCGAGCCAAACAAGCUGGGCUCUUCGUGAUCACGGCAACGCAAAUGGUGGAGAGCAUGAUCGAGAACCCGGUUCCGACCCGUGCGGAGGUCUCCGAUCUCAUGAAUGCGGUGUGGGACGGUACCGAUGCGGUGAUGCUGUCUGGAGAGGCAGCCACCGGCAAGUACCCCUGCGAGGCAGUCAUGGCAGAAGCCUCUGCAACUCGAGAGGCUGAGACUGUCAAGAGCAAAUUGCAGCAAGCCUGCCCAUUCGUUGCACCUGACAGCAAGACGCAAAUGCGCGCGGCAAAGACACUGAAUUGCGGCAUGGGUCUCAAGAGACAAGAGACAGACCACAGCAAGAGGAAGACCAAGGUCGUUGCAUCCUUGGGCCCCGCGUCCUGGAGUGAGGAGAUGAUCCCAAAGAUGAUCGAGGCUGGCACGGACAUCUUCCGCCUGAAUUGCUCGCACCGCCGUGGCGGUGACUUCGAGCGCGUCUACCCGCUCAUCCGCAAGUCCGCAAAGGAGAUGGGCAAGAAGGUGGAGUGCCUUGGCGAUCUCCAGGGUCCAAAGUUCCGCGUCGGAGAGCUCGCUGGCGAUCCCGUGCCACUGAAGGAUGGGGAGAUCCUGGAGUUCGGAAUCUGCAAGGACGACAACGACAUGAUCCGCCCUGGCCGUAUCACCAUGAAGCCCACCAUUGAGCAGAACGCCUUGGUUCGAGCUUGCAAGCCGGGUACUCCCCUGCUUCUUGAAGACGGCAUUAUGGAGGUGAAGGUUGUUGAAAAGUGCUCGGACACCGAGCUGAAGGUCCAGGUGGUCCGCGGUGGGAAGUUGAAGGCUCGAAAGGGCGUCAAUGUGCCGGAGGUUCAGAUUGACUGCGCAGCCCUGACAGAAAAAGACAUCGAGGAUGCUGAGUUCCUCCUGAAGCUGGACCCACCGAUUGAGUACAUUUGCGUGUCCUUUGUGCAGAAGGCCCAGGACCUGCAGGAACUUAUCGACAUCAUGGACCGGUUGCAGAUCCCGCAGGAGAAGCGUCCAAAGAUCUGUCCCAAGAUCGAGAAACCACAGGCGCUCACGAACAUCGACGGCAUCAUUGCCAAGUCUCAGGCUUUGAUGGUAGCACGCGGUGACUUGGGUGUCGAGCUGGAGCUCGAAAGGGUUCCUUUCGCCCAGAAGCUCUUGAUCAGGCAGCCUGUGCCCACCAGAGCAGAGGCUGGGGUCAGCGAUGUGCAGAAUGCAGUCUGGGAUGGCGCUGACGCUGUCAUGCUGAGUGGUGAAGCGGCUAGUGGGAAGUAUCCUUGUGAGGCUGUGCGCGCGGAAGCGGACGCUGCCCUGGAAGCGGAGAGCGUGAAGCAUUUGCUGGUGCCGCAGGUCUAUGAUGACUAUGUCGUGGAGGAAGCAAACAAGCCGCGUGAGCUCGACGAUAGCCGACGAAGGACAAAGAUUGUUGCCAGCCUCGGGCCGGCGUCCUGGAGCGAUGAUAUGCUGGCAAAGAUGAUCCAGGCCGGUACGGAUAUCUUUCGAUUGAACUGCUCGCAUCGACGCGGUGGCGACUUUGAGAGGGUCUACCCUGCCAUCCGCCGCCACUCCAAGGAAUUGGGCGUCAAUGUCGAAUGCCUGGGUGACCUUCAGGGUCCCAAGUUCCGCGUGGGCGAGUUGGCUGCUGACCCCAUCGAGCUGAAAAACGGUGAUGUCCUGGAGUUCGGCAUCUGCAAGGAUGACAACGACCUCAUCAAGCCUGGCCGAAUUACCAUGAAGCCAACUACUGAGCAGAACGCUCUGGUCGAAGCCUGCAAGGUCGGUACCAUGCUACUCAUUGAGGACGGCCUCAUGGAGGUCAAGGUUACGGAGAAAAUCUCGUCCACCGAGCUGAAAGUCGAAGUCACGCGUGGUGGGAAGCUGAAGGCCCGCAAAGGUGUCAAUGUACCGGACUUGGAGAUCAACUGCGCAGCGUUGACUUCCAAGGACAUCGAGGAUGCAGAAUACUUGCUGCAGCUAGAUCCCCCAAUUGAGUACAUUUGCGUGUCCUUUGUGCAGAAGGGCCAAGACCUGCAGGAGCUCAUUGACAUCAUGGACCGCUUGCAGAUCCCUCCUGAGCGACGCCCCAAGAUCUGCCCCAAGAUCGAGAAGCCGCAGGCUCUGACAAACAUCGAUGGAAUCAUCGCGAAGUCACAGGCCUUGAUGGUCGCCCGUGGUGACCUUGGAGUCGAGCUGGGCCUGAACCGCGUGCCCUUUGCGCAGAAGCUGUUGAUCGCACGAGCCAAGCAAGCUGGGCUUUUUGUGAUCAAUGCCACCCAGGUCGUGGAGAGCAUGAUCAAGAAUCCAGUGCCCACCCGAGCAGAGGUCAGCGACGUCUGCAAUGCCGUGUGGGAUGGAGCAGAUGCAGUGAUGCUGUCUGGAGAAGCAGCAAGUGGGGACUUCCCUUGCGAAGCAGUCAUGGCUGAAGCCUCCGCAGCCCGGGAGGCCGAGUCUGUCAAACACCGGCUCAGACGUGCCUGCCCGCCAGUGGAAUCUGGUGCGAUUGCCCCUCCAAUGCUUCAUGUCAACAUGGGGAACAAGAAGCAGGAAACCAACGACGCUUUGCGCAAGUCGAAGGUUGUUGCAAGCCUGGGCCCUGCCUCGUGGAGUGAGGAGAUGAUUCCCAAGAUGAUCGAGGCUGGUACGGACAUCUUCCGCCUGAACUGCUCGCACCGACGUGGUGGUGACUUCGAGCGCGUCUACCCGCUGAUCCGCAAGUCUGCGCAGGAGCUGGGCAAGAAGGUGGAGUGCCUGGGAGACCUUCAGGGCCCCAAAUUCCGCGUGGGCGAGCUGGCUGGAGACCCCAUUGAGCUUGUGAACGGCGACAUCCUGGAGUUCGGCAUAAGCAAGGACGACAAUGACAACAUUCGCCCUGGACGCAUCACCAUGAAACCCACGACAGAGCAGAAUGCUCUGAUCGCGGCCUCGAAGGUGGGCAUAGACCUGCUUUUGGAGGACGGCAUUAUGAAGGUUAAUGUCGUGGAGAAGAUCAGCGAUACGGAGCUGAAAGUGAAGGUCAUCCGCGGUGGCAAGCUGAAGGCCCGCAAGGGAGUCAACGUGCCGGACGUGGAGAUCGACUGCGCCGCGCUGACUGCCAAAGACAUUGAGGAUGCCGAAUUCUUACUGCAACUGGACCCGCCCAUCGAGUAUAUCUGCGUCUCUUUUGUGCAGAAGGGACAGGACCUCCAAGAGCUCAUUGACAUCAUGGACCGCCUGAACAUCCCUCAGGAAAAGCGGCCUAAGAUUUGCCCAAAGAUCGAGAAGCCUCAGGCUCUGACCAACAUCGAUGGCAUCAUUGCCAAGUCUCAAGCUUUAAUGGUGGCACGAGGUGACUUGGGUGUGGAGCUGGAGCUCGAGAGGGUGCCUUUCGCGCAGAAACUCCUCAUCCGCAAAGCCAAGGAUGCCGGACUCUUCGUCAUUAAUGCCACGCAGAUGGUUGAGAGCAUGAUUGAGAACCCGGUCCCGACAAGGGCAGAGGUCAGCGACCUGCAAAAUGCUAUCUGGGAUGGUGCGGACGCCGUGAUGCUCAGUGGAGAGGCUGCCAGUGGGAAGUUCCCCUGUGAAGCUGUCAUGGCAGAAGCAGCUGCAGCGCUCGAAGCAGAGAGCGUCAGAGAUCUGCUCCAACCGCGCUUGCCCAUCGACUACUUCUGCGAUGAGGCCAACAAGCCGAGGGAGAUGGACGACUCCAAGCGCCGCACCAAGGUGGUUGCCAGCUUGGGGCCUGCAUCAUGGAGCGAGGAGAUGAUCCCCAAGAUGAUCGAGGCUGGUACGGACAUCUUCCGCCUGAACUGCUCGCACCGACGUGGCGGCGACUUCGAGCGUGUCUACCCGCUGAUCCGCAAGACAGCCAAAGAGAUGGGCAAGAAGGUGGAAUGCCUCGGAGAUCUCCAGGGCCCAAAGUUCCGUGUUGGCGAGCUCGCAGCGGACCCCAUCCCACUGGUCAAUGGCGAGAUCUUGGAGUUUGGAAUCAGUGUCGAUGAUAACGACAACAUCAAGCCAGGGCGCAUCACCAUGAAGCCAACAACCGAGCAGAACGCCUUGGUCAAGGGCUGCCAGGUGGGCACUACUCUGCUCAUCGAGGACGGUAUCAUGGAGGUGGUCGUCACGGAGAAGCUCAGCGACACUGAGCUGAAGGUGAAAGUUGUCCGUGGAGGCAAGCUGAAAGCCAGGAAGGGUGUGAACGUACCGGACAUCGAGAUUGACUGCGCAGCCCUCACUGUCAAAGACAUUGAGGAUGCGGAGUUCUUGCUGCAGCUGGACCCUCCUAUCGAGUACAUCUGCGUAUCCUUCGCUCAAAAAGCGCAAGACCUCCAGGAACUCAUCGACAUCAUGGACAGGUUGAACAUUCCUGCUGAGAAGAGACCGAAGAUUUGCCCGAAGAUCGAGAAGCCACAGGCGCUGACCAACAUCGAAGGCAUCAUCGAGAAGUCGCAGGCAUUGAUGGUUGCGCGCGGUGAUCUUGGUGUUGAGCUUGGUCUCUACCGUGUGCCCUUUGCGCAGAAGCUUCUUAUUCGAAAGGCAAAAGAUGCCGGCCUCUUCGUAAUCACAGCGACACAGAUGGCGGCGAUCUCAGCUUGUCACAGAGCGAUGUUAGCUAAUGACUUCAGCAGAUGCCAGGGGUCCACCAACCUUAGUUGCGGGCUGCUAGCGGGUGCUUGA